Molecule: messenger RNA, 1025 nt
Organism: Pyrenophora tritici-repentis Pt-1C-BFP
Lineage: Eukaryota; Fungi; Ascomycota; Dothideomycetes; Pleosporales; Pleosporaceae
Product: 60S ribosomal protein uL30
Biological process (GO): maturation of LSU-rRNA from tricistronic rRNA transcript (SSU-rRNA, 5.8S rRNA, LSU-rRNA)
Cellular component (GO): cytosolic large ribosomal subunit
Molecular function (GO): RNA binding; structural constituent of ribosome
Source: RefSeq, a predicted model, not a curated record
GAACACCACUUCAACAUGUCGUCGAAGUCAAGCGUCCCAACGCAAAACGACAUCACCGUCUCUGAGAACCUCCUCAAGAAGAGGAAGUCUCAAGAGAAGGCUCGCGAGGAGCGCGCGAUCGCGACCCGCGAAAAGCGAGACAAGAACAAGAAGAAGCGCGAGGUCAUCUUCACACGAGCUGAAAAGUAUGUGAAGGAGUACCGCGAUGCUGAGAGGGAGCGUGUACGAUUGUCGCGCGAGGCCAAGAAGAGCGACAGCCUCUAUGUGCCCCCAGAGCCAAAGCUAGCCUUUGUCGUCCGCAUCAAGGGUAUCAAUAAGAUCGACCCUAAGAAGCGCAAGACAUUGCAGCUUCUGCGUCUGCUCCAGAUCAACAAUGGUGUCUUCAUCAAACUUACCAAAGCUACCAUGGAGAUGUUGAAGAUCGUCGAACCGUUCGUGGCUUAUGGUUACCCAAACCAGAAGUCUGUUCGUGAGCUCAUCUACAAGCGCGGUUAUGGCAAAGUGGACAAGCAACGCCUGCCUUUGACUGACAACGAAAUUAUCGAGCAGAACCUUGGAAAGUUCGGCAUGAUCUGUUUGGAAGACCUGAUACAUGAAAUCUACACUGUCGGCCCGAACUUCAAGGCGGCGUCAAACUUCCUUUGGCCGUUUAAGCUUAACAGCCCUACCGGCGGCUUCCGUAAGAGGAAGUUUAAGCAUUUCAUUGAAGGCGGCGACCUGGGCAACCGGGAAGACAAGAUCAACGAGUUGAUCCGACAGAUGAACUAGUUUGAGUAGUGAAGAUUUUGGUUUUGUUCACGGUUUGGGCGCGCAAAAAGCUGGUCGGAUAUACCAUGGGAACUGAGCAUUUACACGGGCGUUUGGGACGGUCAUCUUAACGAGACCACGUGCACGAUGCAUGCAAUAUCGAAAUUCAUGACGCAACCUUUGUGCGCCACGCCUCAUCAAAAGCUGAAGCAAGCUGUGCCGAGGUAAUAUCGAUGGCUUAGUCCGAAACAUUCAUCUCACUAAUCGUACGUUGUUGU